AUGGAUCGAAUAGUUCAAAGAACAGUUCAACCGGCCUACUGCUACACAUCCUCUGGAGAUAGUGCAUAUGGGCAAAUGGAGUGCAAAACUUGGUCACCCAUUGUUAAUCUCUCAUCUGUAGCACCCUUUCGGUCCUUUCUGGUCUUAUCUUUUGAAGGUUGGUUGGGAGAGAGACCCAUGAAAACCAUGCUGGGUUACGUCCUGCAAGAGGCUAGCGGGCGGGAACGCGUGUUUUCCAUGCAAACCCGCUCCAUUCCUACGACUGUUCUAGUCAUCUUUCUCGUCGCACACCUUCAUUCUGGCGCAUGCGAACGAAAUUUUGGAUCUGCUUAUGAUUGGAUUGAUUAUUUCCGGUCUGUGUCGUCUUUCGACCGACGAUACGCCCUACAUAUGAUCCGGAAUAUGUUUAACUUUGCCUAUGGGCAUUACAUGCAGCACGCGUUUCCGGCGGAUGAACUAGAUCCAAUUCACUGUACAGGUCGUGGUCAUGACCAUGAACAUCCUGAUAACCUCAAUAUCAACGAUGCUCUAGGUGACUACCAACUGACUCUAAUCGACAGUCUAGACACGUUAGCGAUAAUGGGUCAUGUCGAACAAUUCAAGAAGGCUGUUGCCUUGGUCAUCAAGCAUUUAUCGUUUGAUCGUGCAGUGCGGGUUCAAGUAUUUGAGGCAACCAUCCGGAUUCUUGGUGGGCUACUUUCCGCUCAUCUACUCAUUACGGAUCCUUCGCAACCUUUUGGCGAUCUUCGUCCAGUUUGGUACGAUGAUGAGCUGCUGGUCUUCGCACAUGACCUUGCCAACCGUAUGUUGAAUGCGUUUGACACUUCGGCCACAAACCUUCCUUACCCACGGUUCUACUUGGGCCCUGGACUCAGGGACAAUACGACGUCGGAAACUUGUUUAUCUGGCGCAGGAUCUCUGCUGCUCGAAUUUGGGUGCCUGAGCGCACUUCUAAAUGACCCAACUUACGCGUCUAUUUCCAGACGUGUCGUUUUAAACCUAUGGAGUCGUCGAUCCAGUGUUACAGGCCUACUCGGGGCCACAAUCGAUGUCAACACGGGAAACUGGAUAGAUCGGAUGAGUGGAAUCGGUGCAGGUCAUGACUCUUUCUACGAGUACCUUCAUAAGAGCUCAGUACUCUUUGGUGAUAGGCAAAUGGGCUCAAUGUUUGAACAGGCUUUACACACGUUGCGCUAUCAUUUGCGUACGAAUGGUUCGAGUUGUCUAACCAGCGAUGGCCAGCCGUCGGUCUACUGGAAUUUGGACAUGUAUUCGGGCAGGAAGUCAAACUAUUGGAUUGACUCACUGCAGGCGAUGUGGCCCGGAUUACUGGUAACUUCAGGGGAUGUAACCGAGGCUGUUUGUCAGCAUGCUUUACACUAUUUCAUAUGGCGCGUGCAUAAUCUAUCCCCCGAGCGAUACGAUAUUUCUACAGAAACGUGUCCAUUACCUUUCUAUCCGUUACGACCGGAGCUCGCGGAGUCUACCUAUUUUCUGUAUCGUGCAACUGGACAUCCCUUUUACCUGCAUGUAGGUAAACAAAUCAUGGAAAGCUUGAAGAAACACGCCAAGGCUCGGUGUGGGUUUGCGACCAUCCACAACGUGGCCGACAAAUCUCAGGAAGAUCGAAUGGAAAGCUUUUUUCUUAGUGAAACUCUCAAAUAUCUUUACUUGCUCUUCGACGAGUCGAAUCCCGUCAAUCGUAACGAACUGGACUACGUGUUCAGCACACAGGCUCACCUCUUUCCCGUACGACGGAUACGUAGUCUCUUGGACCAGUUAGACACCAAUCCUUUCAGUACACCGGAACACAUCACUGAACAGAAAAAUUCUUGCCCCUCUCCGAAACUUCCAAGAUCUGCGAUACCUCUGAAUAAUGACCUGUGGCUGAAAAUCGGCACCUUUGUGAAUUCCGGACUGGAUGUAUUUUCUUCAUGACCGUGAUAAUUUUGUACUGUGAUCUUUUUUACUUUUUUAAUUGUGGAAAAAUUGGGAAUCAGC
This is a messenger RNA of Opisthorchis viverrini, 2001 nucleotides long. RefSeq lists its product as hypothetical. Gene Ontology annotation, cellular component: endoplasmic reticulum; membrane. Gene Ontology annotation, molecular function: mannosyl-oligosaccharide 1,2-alpha-mannosidase activity; calcium ion binding. Gene Ontology annotation, biological process: endoplasmic reticulum mannose trimming; mannose trimming involved in glycoprotein ERAD pathway; carbohydrate metabolic process. The transcript has 12 exons. The record is from RefSeq and is a predicted model, not a curated record. Lineage: Eukaryota; Metazoa; Platyhelminthes; Trematoda; Opisthorchiida; Opisthorchiidae. Bases 1 to 1938 code for a protein of 645 amino acids.